Periophthalmus magnuspinnatus is the source of this 6232-nucleotide messenger RNA. It is a transcript of the gene cltca, whose product is annotated as clathrin, heavy chain a (Hc). NCBI's taxonomy places the organism in Eukaryota, Metazoa, Chordata, Actinopteri, Gobiiformes, Gobiidae. Gene Ontology annotation, cellular component: spindle; extracellular exosome; clathrin complex. Gene Ontology annotation, molecular function: clathrin light chain binding; structural molecule activity. Gene Ontology annotation, biological process: mitotic cell cycle; intracellular protein transport; receptor-mediated endocytosis. The coding region runs from base 246 to 5282 and encodes 1678 amino acids. The transcript is spliced from 30 exons. The record is from RefSeq and is a predicted model, not a curated record.
UGUCCAGCCUCCACCGCCAUUGCAGGUCCAGGGAGGUGUAGUGGCAGCCAGUCUAACCCAGGGUAGCCCGUAAGGAAACAGUCUAGGGACAAAUAGAAAGUAACACCAGAUUGACACCUCGUAUUAAGUAAAAUUUAGAGUUUAGACUGUAGAUUAGCGACCCCUUCACGGCCCGGCUAGCAUCUGAGAGAAAGAAGUAGUGGGUUAGCAUUUGAAGAAACCGGAGGAGAGUGAGAGGCACCGCCAUGGCUCAAAUCCUUCCUAUUCGCUUUCAGGAGCACCUGCAGCUCCAAAACCUGGGCAUCAAUCCGGCUAACAUUGGCUUCAGUACCCUCACCAUGGAGUCAGACAAGUUCAUCUGUGUGCGGGAGAAGGUGGGUGAGCAGACGCAGGUGGUGAUCAUUGACUUGGCCGACCCCAAUACCCCCAUCCGCAGGCCCAUUUCAGCCGACAGCGCCAUCAUGAACCCUGCCAGCAAGGUCAUUGCACUCAAAGCGGCCAAAACUCUUCAGAUCUUCAACAUUGAGAUGAAGAGUAAGAUGAAGGCGCACACGAUGACGGACGAUGUGACCUUCUGGAAGUGGAUCUCCCUGAACACAGUGGCUCUGGUGACGGACACGGCCGUGUACCACUGGAGCAUGGAGGGUGAUUCGCAGCCUGUCAAAGUCUUCGACCGCCACUCCAGCCUUGCGGGUUGCCAGAUCAUCAACUACCGCACCGAUGCCAAGCAGAAAUGGCUUCUGUUAAUUGGUAUUUCAGCACAGCAAAAUCGUGUGGUUGGAGCAAUGCAGCUUUACUCUGUAGACAGAAAGGUUUCUCAGCCCAUUGAAGGCCACGCUGCCAGUUUUGCCCAGUUCAAGAUGGAGGGCAAUGCAGAGGAAUCCACACUGUUCUGCUUUGCUGUCCGAGGCCAGGCUGGAGGAAAGUUGCACAUCAUUGAAGUCGGAGCCCCACCAACUGGAAACCAGCCAUUCCCAAAGAAGGCCGUAGAUGUUUUCUUCCCUCCAGAAGCACAGAAUGACUUCCCAGUGGCAAUGCAAAUAAGUGGCAAACACAAUGUGGUUUUCCUCAUUACCAAAUAUGGCUACAUCCACCUGUAUGACCUAGAGACUGGCACCUGCAUCUACAUGAACCGCAUCAGCGGCGAGACCAUCUUUGUCACAGCUCCUCAUGAGCCGACCUCGGGCAUUAUCGGAGUCAACAGAAAGGGACAGGUGCUUUCUGUCUGUGUGGAGGAGGAGAACAUCAUUCCCUACAUCACUAAUGUGCUACAAAACCCAGACCUGGCUCUACGUUUGGCUGUACGCAACAACUUGGCAGGUGCUGAAGAGCUCUUUGCGCGCAAGUUCAACAACCUGUUUGCUGCUGGAAACUAUUCAGAAGCUGCUAAAGUGGCUGCUAACGCUCCAAAGGGUAUUCUUCGUACUCCAGACACCAUUCGACGAUUCCAGAGCGUUCCAACUCAGCAAGGCCAGACCUCUCCACUUUUACAGUACUUUGGGAUUCUUCUGGACCAGGGCCAGCUCAACAAGUUUGAGUCUCUGGAGCUGUGCAGGCCUGUGCUGCAGCAAGGGCGAAAGCAGCUUCUGGAGAAGUGGCUGAAGGAAGACAAGCUGGAGUGUUCAGAAGAACUGGGUGACCUAGUGAAAGCAGUGGACCCCACCCUGGCUCUUAGCGUCUACCUGAGAGCAAAUGUCCCCAACAAAGUCAUUCAGUGCUUUGCAGAGACUGGACAGUUUCCCAAGAUUGUACUGUAUGCAAAGAAGGUUGGAUAUACACCUGACUGGAUCUUUCUGCUGAGGAAUGUGAUGAGAAUAAACCCAGAGCAGGGACUGCAGUUUGCCCAGAUGCUUGUUCAGGAUGAGGAGCCUUUGGCCGACAUCACACAGAUUGUGGACGUGUUCAUGGAGUACAACCUGAUCCAGCAGUGCACUUCCUUCCUCCUCGAUGCGCUGAAGAACAACCGUCCCUCAGAAGGACCGCUGCAGACCCGCCUCCUGGAGAUGAACCUGAUGCAUGCUCCUCAGGUCGCUGAUGCCAUCUUGGGCAAUCAAAUGUUUACCAACUAUGAUCGUGCCCACAUUGCCCAGCUGUGUGAAAAAGCCGGGCUACUGCAGAGGGCAUUGGAGCACUACACUGACCUGUAUGACAUCAAGCGCGCUGUGGUGCAUACGCACCUACUCAACCCAGAGUGGCUGGUGAACUUCUUCGGUUCCCUAUCGGUGGAGGACUCUCUGGAGUGCCUGAGGGCCAUGUUAUCGGCCAACAUCCGUCAGAAUCUGCAGAUCUGUGUCCAGGUGGCAUCCAAAUACCAUGAGCAGCUCACUACACAGGCCCUGACUGAGCUGUUCGAGUCUUUCAAGAGCUUUGAAGGUUUGUUUUACUUCCUGGGCUCCAUUGUGAACUUCAGUCAAGAUCCUGAGGUGCACUUCAAAUACAUCCAGGCCGCAUGCAAGACGGGUCAGAUCAAAGAGGUGGAGAGGAUCUGCAGAGAGAGCAACUGCUACGACCCAGAGCGCGUCAAGAACUUCCUGAAGGAGGCCAAACUGACAGACCAGCUCCCACUGAUCAUCGUUUGUGAUCGUUUUGACUUUGUCCAUGACCUGGUUCUGUAUCUGUAUCGCAACAACCUUCAGAAGUACAUUGAAAUCUAUGUGCAGAAGGUGAAUCCCAGCCGUCUACCUGUUGUGGUUGGAGGUCUUUUAGAUGUGGACUGCUCUGAAGAUGUCAUUAAGAGUCUGAUCCUUGUAGUCAGAGGACAGUUCUCCACUGAUGAACUUGUGGCUGAAGUUGAAAAGCGAAACAGACUGAAGCUGCUGCUGCCUUGGCUUGAGUCUCGUAUCCAUGAAGGUUGUGAGGAGCCAGCUACCCAUAAUGCUUUGGCUAAGAUUUACAUUGACAGCAACAACAAUCCUGAGCGUUUCUUGAGAGAAAACCCGUACUACGACAGCCGCGUGGUCGGAAAAUACUGCGAGAAGAGAGACCCCCAUCUAGCGUGCGUGGCAUAUGAGAGAGGCCAGUGCGACCAGGAACUGAUCAAUGUUUGCAAUGAGAAUUCUCUGUUCAAAAGUUUGUCUCGUUACCUGGUUCGUCGCAAAGACCCAGAUCUUUGGGCCAGUGUUCUCCUGGAGACCAACCCCUACCGACGACCACUUAUUGAUCAGGUUGUGCAAACAGCAUUGUCAGAAACCCAAGACCCAGAGGAGGUCUCGGUCACAGUGAAGGCCUUCAUGACAGCUGACCUGCCCAAUGAGCUUAUUGAGCUCCUGGAGAAGAUUGUAUUGGAUAACUCUGUCUUCAGUGAACACAGAAAUCUUCAGAACCUGCUGAUUCUGACAGCAAUCAAAGCAGACCGCACACGUGUGAUGGAGUACAUUAACCGAUUGGACAACUAUGAUGCUCCUGAUAUUGCUAAUAUUGCAAUUAGCAAUGAACUGUUUGAGGAGGCCUUUUCCAUCUUUAAGAAAUUCGAUGUCAAUACUUCAGCUGUACAGGUGCUUAUUGAACACAUUGGCAAUUUGGACAGAGCAUAUGAGUUUGCAGAGCGCUGUAAUGAACCGGCUGUCUGGAGCCAGUUGGCAAAGGCCCAACUGCAGAAGGGUUUGGUGAAGGAGGCUAUUGACUCCUACAUCAAAGCUGAUGAUCCUUCUGCUUAUAUGGAGGUGGUGCAGGCUGCGGAUAAGAGUGGAAACUGGGAGGACUUGGUCAAAUUUCUUCAGAUGGCACGUAAAAAGGCCCGUGAAUCAUAUGUGGAGACAGAGCUGAUCUUUGCUUUGGCAAAAACAAAUCGCCUGGCAGAACUCGAAGAGUUUAUUAAUGGACCGAACAAUGCACACAUCCAACAGGUUGGUGACAGGUGCUACGAUGAAAAAAUGUACGAGGCAGCCAAGUUGUUGUACAACAAUGUCUCCAACUUUGGCCGCUUGGCCUCCACUCUGGUGCACCUCGGGGAGUAUCAGGCCGCUGUGGAUGGCGCUCGAAAGGCCAACAGCACUCGCACCUGGAAAGAGGUGUGCUUCGCCUGUGUGGACGGUCAAGAGUUUAGGCUGGCCCAGAUGUGUGGCCUCCACAUUGUGGUGCAUGCUGACGAACUGGAGGAGCUCAUCAACUAUUACCAGGACCGGGGUUACUUUGAGGAGCUGAUCACCAUGCUGGAGGCCGCCCUUGGCUUGGAACGUGCGCACAUGGGCAUGUUCACAGAGCUAGCCAUCCUUUACUCCAAGUUUAAGCCCCAGAAGAUGAGGGAGCAUCUGGAGCUGUUCUGGUCCAGGGUGAACAUCCCUAAAGUCCUGAGGGCAGCAGAACAAGCACAUCUGUGGGCGGAGCUCGUCUUCCUCUAUGACAAAUAUGAAGAGUUUGACAAUGCCAUCAUCACCAUGAUGAACCACCCCACAGACGCCUGGAAGGAGGGACAGUUUAAAGACAUCAUUACCAAGGUUGCAAAUGUGGAACUGUACUACAAAGCCACCCAGUUUUAUUUGGAGUUCAAACCGUUGUUACUGAAUGAUUUGCUCAUAGUGCUUUCACCGAGACUGGAUCACUCCCGUGCCGUCAACUUUUUCUCUAAGGUUAAACAGCUGCCUUUGGUUAAACCAUACCUGCGUUCAGUGCAGAACCACAACAACAAAUCAGUCAAUGAAGCACUUAACAACCUUUUCAUUGUAGAGGAGGAUUAUCAAGCUCUUAGAACGUCAAUAGAUGCUUACGACAACUUUGACAACAUCUCACUGGCCCAGCGCUUAGAAAAACACGAGCUGAUUGAGUUCAGAAGAAUCGCUGCCUACCUCUUCAAGGGCAAUAACCGCUGGAAACAGAGUGUAGAGCUUUGCAAGAAGGACAAGCUCUACAAGGAUGCCAUGCAGUAUGCCUCUGAAUCUAAAGACACAGAGCUGGCUGAGGAGCUGCUGGCCUGGUUCCUACAGGAGAAUAAGAAGGAGUGUUUCGCUGCCUGCCUCUUCACAUGCUAUGACCUCCUACGGCCAGAUGUGGUGCUAGAGACUGCAUGGAGGCACAACAUCAUGGACUUUUCUAUGCCAUAUUUCAUCCAGGUCAUGAGAGAAUACCUCAGCAAGGUAGAUAAACUAGAGACUUCUGAGUCCCUGAGGAAAGAGGAAGAGCAGGCAACAGAGACACAACCCAUUGUUUAUGGCACACCACAACUGAUGAUUACGGCAGGCCCCAGUGUCCCUGUGGCUCCUCAACAAGCCUACGCAUAUGGUUACCAGGCCCCUGCAGGCUAUGCUCAGCCAGCUGCUCAGCCAGGCUUUGGUUAUGGCAUGUAGAGCUACCAUCCAUCACCCACAGUCCUUCACCAGACCUCUCUGCCUUUUCAGGAUACAAAACAUUACACCUACAUUAUUUUUAUUUUGUACUUUACCCCUUUUGCUAUGAAGGACUUUUUUUCUGUUGAAUCACAAAGAUUAAUAAUUUCUCACAUUCCAUAUUGACUAGAUUAUUUUUCUUCUGUCAUUUUUGAAUGGAAAAUGGUUUGUGUACAUUGGGGAGGGGGGCUUUUGGAAGAGCGAGUCCUCUUCAGUCUAAAAGGUCUGUUGUGAAGCAUCUGAUUUGCACUCUGUAGUAAGAAGAAAUGUAGAACCUCUUGAUGUGUGAGCAGCUUUUUCUGUCCACCUGUAAAAUUCAUUUAUUAUUGUAUAUUCAGAUGAUUUGUAUUUGAAUAUAAAACUGCCGCUUCAAGUACAAUCCUGAAACACUACGUUUUAUCUUCACUUGCUUCACGGCAUUUGACACCCAAUUUUAAUAGAAAGUAUAUAUUUCAGCAAUGCCUGUGCAAGAUGUUCAUAGCAUCUGCUUUCAUAUUUGAUUGUACUUUGAAAUACUGCUUGUAUUUGGAUGCGUUCCACUUGGGCAUAGACAACAAACCACUCUGACUGACGCGCUCAGCCCCCUUUCCACCGCAGUUUGUUUCUGCUGGAUAUCACAUGAUCCUGUUGUCUGGGUUGCAAGAAAGAUUUCUGAAAACUUUUGCUUUUAUCUUGUUCAGUUGACCAACACAUUCAAUGUCACUGCAGGUCAUGUGGUUAUUUGAAGUUUUUAUCAGAAUGGCUUGUGUGUAUACAGAAAAAUUGUUGAUUAACUUUGGACUUAUAUUCUUAUCUGGAUUACUUUAGAAUAAACAGUGCACUUAUAAGAAGUGAUUGUGCAUAAUCAGGAUUAUAUUGAAUGAAACUGCAGUUUUGUUUUCCACUUGAAAAUAAAGGCUUCUUGUUUGUCA